This is a messenger RNA of Aplosporella prunicola CBS 121167, 1794 nucleotides long. RefSeq lists its product as uncharacterized. The transcript has 3 exons. The record is from RefSeq and is a predicted model, not a curated record. Lineage: Eukaryota; Fungi; Ascomycota; Dothideomycetes; Botryosphaeriales; Aplosporellaceae. The coding region runs from base 1 to 1794 and encodes 597 amino acids.
AUGCCCUGCUUCCAGGGCCUGGCCGUCAGCAUCCACACGCCUGACGGUCCGCUGCCAGAGUACUCGAUCCAGAAGCAGAGCAGGUCUCACCGCAUCACCUCGUACAUCCCCGUUCCGCCCGCCAAAGUCCCCGUAAACUCGACGUCGAACAAGCCGGAGCAGUCCACCUUCGCCAUCUCCAUCACCCUCCUCACCCCGGGCUUGAACGUCCCUUACUCGACCCCGAAGCCCACCCCGGAAGACCCUUACCCUAGGCCGCGCAUCGUCGGAGGCCUCCCUAACAAUGGCAUCGAGCGCGGCAAAUACGGUCCGGUGAUCGGUCCCUACAUACCUUUGACGUCUUCGGCGAAUGAGACCAUCGCUGCGUACAUAUACUUUGACGGGAGAGCCAAGGAAGAAGUCGCCACGCUGUUGCGCAGGGGCGAGGAGACAUGGGUCAAUUCCCGAUGGGUCAGCGUCCCGGAGUCAGAAGGCGGCGGUCUCGCCGAGCGCGAGUUCUUGUUCCGCGAGGUGGGUCUCGAGCGCUGGUUGAACGGUCUUGACCUCGAGGGCAAGGAGAAGGACGUCGCGGCCAGGAUAGAGCGGAGGAAGAAACGAUUGGAGAAGAAGAGGCGAAAGAAGGAGGAGGCCCACCGCAGCGACGACUCGGAUGAGGAAAUGGCGAAGCCGCUUGACAAGAAUGGCGUCCUGAGGUAUGGUGACGACAGGAAUGACCCCGUCGAGGCGCUGUCUGGCGACGAAGGCCUGUUCACAUCCGACUCGGAUUCCGACGACGAGCCACCCAUGCCGGAGGCUGCCGGUCAGAUCAAGGUCGCCCUCUUCCGCGUCCUGGCCUCUGGCGAGAUCAAGAGAGGAGAGUAUUCUCCUCAAUUUGACGCGCACGACGACGACGAUGCCGCCAAUGGCGGCGAUCCCAGCAACGCCGAUGCGGAUGUGGACCACACGACAAGCUUCGCGAAGCCCAAGUCUCUCGAUCCGAAGUCGAUUAGCACGCAGACGGUCACGGGCAUUGACCCGCCGGACAGACCAUACGCCGUCUUCACCUUCUUCUACAGAGGCGAAAAGCAACUGCGCAAGAUGGGCAUCCUCCCCACUCUCAACGCGCCGGCCAAGGCUCCCGUGGCGGCGAAGCGGAAAUCUGGUCUCGACUUUGGUAGCUUGAAGCCUCUUACUACGACGGGAACCAAGGGCUUCGCUGGCUAUCGUGAUCCAUCGGCUCCGUCACCGCCAUUCAAGAAAGGCGGCAAGAAGAGGGACGAUGAUGCCAUGGACAGCGACGCUGAUGACGAAGAAGAUGCGCGCAUUGGCGGUGCCGACGAUGAUGAUGAUACAGAGAUCAAGAAAGAGCUGGGUUCGGAGAACCCGGAGGAUCUGGCGAGGCAGGGUGAGCUCGCGGAGGGUGUGCGCAAGAUCAAGCUUAAGCGCGCCCACUCGGCCGAACCCGUCAACGAGUCUUCGCCGCCCAAGUCGUCCACCAGCCCCACGGGCACGGGCACGGGCACGCCCGCCUCGACAAUCGGCAGCGGCAACCCCGUGACGUCAGCGCCAUCCCUCUCAGCCGCGCUUGCGGGCUCUGAGUCCGGCCCGGAGGUCGUCGGCAGCCCCUUCAAGAAGCAGCGCGCGUCGCUGCCAGGCUUCGACGACGCGGCGCGCGCGGCCUCGGCACAGGCUCGCAGCUUGAGCGACGCGGGCACGAGCAGCAGCCUCGCGGCGAGCGCUAUGGCGGCCGCGGCGGCGCAGGUGCCGUUGCCGGAGGUGAAGCAGGAAGCGAUGGAGGAGGAUGAGGAGCUGUGA